Spodoptera littoralis (African cotton leafworm) is the source of this 753-nucleotide messenger RNA. NCBI's taxonomy places the organism in Eukaryota, Metazoa, Arthropoda, Insecta, Lepidoptera, Noctuidae. The record is from the annotation of a GenBank genome assembly.
AUGAUUGCUGAAAGAACGAAGCUCCGGGUCUCCUGCCUGUUGGCUUUGGUCGCGGCCGCCUCUGCGAUACCGCCUGCGACGCUGUCAUAUGUUCCAAUUGCCACUAUAGAUAAAAUUCCGAACCCAAAUUACGGAUUUAACUACGCGGUAAACGACCCGUCGACGGGUGACAAUAAGGCGCAGUGGGAGACCCGCAACGGUGACGUGGUGCGAGGAGCAUACUCCUUGGUGGAACCUGAUGGCAAUGUCCGUCUAGUAGAGUACACAGCGGACUCUCUGACUGGAUUCAACGCGGUUGUGAAACGUACAGGACCUAAUGUACACUCCAUAGCAUUGCCAGUUGCCGCACCUAUUGCAGCACCGAUGACGCCUAUUAUUACGAAGCCGAUCGCAUCUAUCGGACAUGGACCCAUCGGCCCCAUUGGAUCACUCGGACCAAUCGGACCCAUUGGACCUAUUGGACCAUUCCCGAUUGCACCCAUCGCACCAAUUGCUCCAGUUCACGAGAUCACGCCCGUAGCGGAGGUUCAUCACCAGCCCAUCAUAACCCCAGUGAUCGAUACCCCGCCAGUAAUCGCUCCAGUGCCCACGUUGGACAUCCUGCCCAUCUAUCCUCUGCCCCCGGCUGGCCCGUGGGUGCAUCUAUCAGGCACUUCUUAUGGACACAAGGGCAAUAUCGUCCGCCGCUGGGCAGCUGGCCCCAUCUCACUAGACGGUAAAACGCUCACCAUCAGAACCGUAAAACAUCAUUAG